Molecule: messenger RNA, 879 nt
Organism: Effrenium voratum
Lineage: Eukaryota; Dinophyceae; Suessiales; Symbiodiniaceae
Source: the annotation of a GenBank genome assembly
AUGGUGGCCAUGACGCUGAUAUUUGGUGACACGGUGACUCUGCCGCUGGCACUUGCCUGGGACGUGCAGAUGGGCGGACCGGACGCUUUCAGCCAGCUCUUGCAAGUAAGCUUCUGGGUGAGCCUCACCUUCUGGAGCUCCGACUUGCUGAUGAACCUGAACACCGCCACCUAUCGGAGGGGCGUUCUGGUGACUUCGCGCCUGGGCAUCCUCGUGAGCUAUGCCAGGGGCUGGCUGCUCUUUGAUGUUUGCCUCUUAACCUUCGACGCCUUCUACGUGGGCUCGAGCGCCAGCGUUUCCAGUGAACUCCGGCUCCUACGAGUCACCCGGAUCCUGAGACUGCUGCGGCUCCUGCGCAUGUUGAAGCUCACAAAGGUGAACUCCAUCAUAGAGGAGACUGCCGCCAACAGCGGCCGGCAGUGGGUCACAGUGGUGAUCGCCAUUACGAACACCUCCAUCGCGAUGAUCUUUUGUGCUCACGUGCUGACCUGCAUGUGGUACUGGGUCGGGCGCACUUUGACAGACGACGUCACCUCGCCGGUGGUCAGCUGGAUCGAGCUUGCCGAGGCACAAAGCGUGGCGGGCUGGGUCCAGUACUUGCACGCCAUGCGCUGGAUCAUCAACUCACCGUCCCCACCAUUGAUCGAUGCAGCCAGCGGUGUUGAGCGCGGGUUGGACAUUCUGGUCUCGGUCUUCGUCAUCGCAGUGAUGGGCUCCGCCAUCUCCAAGAUCUCCGGUACCAUCGCCGAGCUCAGGGCCAUGAACGAGGCGCGGGACCGACGGCGGCGGGAGGUGCGGCAGUACCUCAGCUCGCAGCACGUGUCCUUCGAGCUGGUGAGCCGCAUCAUGCGCUUCGUGGACUAUCGCUGCUCGACCUGA